This is a messenger RNA of Staurois parvus, 306 nucleotides long. NCBI's taxonomy places the organism in Eukaryota, Metazoa, Chordata, Amphibia, Anura, Ranidae. The record is from the annotation of a GenBank genome assembly.
CCACCUGUGCCCAGCAGUGCACCCACCUGUGCCCAAUUUGCCACCUACCUGUGCCCAGAAGUGCCACCUACAUGUGCCCAGCAUUGUGCCACCCACAUGUGCCCACCCACCUGUGCCCAUCAGUGCCACCCACCUGUGCCCACUCACCAGUGCUGCCCACCAGUGCCACCCACCAGUGCUGACAGUCAGUGCCCAGGGGUUGUGCCAGUCAGUGCCGCCAGUCAGUGCCCAGCAGUGAUGCCAGUCAGUGCCGUCUAUCAGUACCCAUCAUCAGUGUCACCUAUCAGUGCCGCCUAUCAGUGCUGC